Messenger RNA from Branchiostoma floridae (Florida lancelet), 6850 nucleotides. Its product is annotated as limbin-like. The coding region runs from base 640 to 5718 and encodes 1692 amino acids. Gene Ontology annotation, biological process: smoothened signaling pathway. The record is from RefSeq and is a predicted model, not a curated record. The transcript is spliced from 29 exons. Lineage: Eukaryota; Metazoa; Chordata; Leptocardii; Amphioxiformes; Branchiostomatidae. Gene Ontology annotation, cellular component: ciliary membrane; plasma membrane protein complex.
UCGCCUAAUGGUACCAUUUACCCCUGUUGUACCUGGUAGCCAUAGCGAUGGGGCGGUUUCAAAAUACCCCAUGGAGCCACGCCUCAAAUCCAUUCAUAUUAUUGGGAGGUCUUGAAACUGUAGGUCAAUCUGCGAUUACGGGAAGGAAAAAUGUUUUUCCUCUGUUUAACCAUGUUGUGGAAGAAUAUUGCCACAACGCCUGAUAAGAACUCAAUUCAAAUUCUUCUGUGACCGAGAAAGAGGACAAGUGCAAGUGUGGACGAAACUACAGGAUUCUUGACUACAUGGGACUCAGGAAAGUGCAGAUAUCCGUAACAGGUGUUCAAGUUGGUGCCAAGGUGUUCCUGUCACCUGCGAUGCGCAAUACCUGUCACAUGGAAGGACACACCUGUAUGAGAGAACCUGUUCAUGUCGGCAUGUAACCGUUGGUCUGAGAUUGUCCCGUGUGGAGCUUUUUACAUGCAAGUUUAAAAUAGUCUUACAGUGACCAAACAGUAACUCUUCUAGUUGUUUGCUCAAUUCCUAUGGUUUCUCAGCAACUUGACUUAUCAGUUGGGCUUUAUUGUAAAACUGUCUUUCAGUUAGUUUUACCUGUUUUAGGCUAAGUGCAGUUUUAUUGACUAAGUUACUUUAAGGAUCAUGGCAGUAAAGAUAAGAGGUCAGCAACUAAGCACUAUUGUGCUAUGCCUAGCAGCAUGUGUUUUCCAAUGUUUGUGGUUCCAGGCGUCAUCUCAAAAUGUUGCAUUAGCUUUAGAUGUACAAACGCAGUACACUUUUGAUAACCAUCCCGGCGUGUAUCGUCUUGGAAGUGCCAACCUCACCACAACAGUGUCCAUUCCUGCUGGAGGGGCUGAUUCAAAGUUGGAACUCACAUUGCCUCAUCUGAACUACACAUAUCGUAAAUGUGACCCACUCUCAGUCAAUGUUACGUCUUUCAAUGGGACCCAUAAUAUAACAGAGGAGCAGCUAACUACAAACUGUUACGACACAUACGGUAUCACCCUGUAUGUGGCCAUGGAAGGAAAUGACAGUGUAAUUACCUAUGGCAAUGAUUUGUCGACAAGUGCCACAACAAAAAUUACUGCAAGCGCUGAUGGGGAGAAGCUUAACUUUGAUUUUGGUAAUGUCGCAAAUGGAGCUGCAACUUCUCAGGACAUCACAAUAGCCACACCUUUCACUGUUCUUCCUAUUAAUAAUGUUCAAGACAUUCUGACGUUUGAAGCUGCUCCAACCACAAAUGGGACGCUUCAGGCUGUAAAUACGUCCUUUAUUGUGAUUGGUCCACAACUUGAGAUUAUUUUCACGGAACUGAACAAUUCUGGACCAAUAGAAGCUGGUGAUGUAGUCCAUCUACAAGUUGUUUUGCAACAUACUGGCCUAUCUACAGAAAAUGCAACAAACUUGCAGUUAGGAGGUAGCAUUUAUCCAGGAGGAACAUCAGCAGCUACGAUUGUCACAUCCUCAGUCUCCAUAUCCAGUGGCCCUUACAACAACUCUUUCACCACUGACGUGCUGAACUCCGGAGGCAACUUAGACUUUGGCCUGCUGCCAGUCGGCGAGACUGUUACCAUCCUGUUGUGGUUCGAAGCACUUGAUGGGCUUUUGAUCAAUAGAGAUGUGCAACUGUCUUUACGACUUAGAUAUGUGGACCUGGAAGGUCACAAUCUUGAGGCCUGGGGGACAGAAUCAAAGGCAACAAGAAGUUUGACUUUCAACGACCAGACAAAGUUCACUUUGAAUGUGGAGAACAACGUUGGGGUCGACCAAGUUGUGGACGUGAAUACAGCCUUCCUGAUGCCACAUGGGACACUUGCAGCAAGUUUGGAACUGGAGUUCCAGUCUGAUGCCCUUGGUCCUGAUAACAUAUUGCUAGUACGAGGAGACCUCCCACAAAGUGAGGAGGUGAAUUUCGCCAGUGAUGUUGCACCAGUAGAUCUUCUGUCACAGAACAGAAGACGUCGCAAGAGACAGAUCUUCAUCCCUGCAACUGUCCCCAUCAUCAGGACCUGGAAUGUAGGUGACAUCGUCUACCCGAGCAGUGUGAAUGGCAGGGGAGUGGACACAUCUGUAUCCAUGCUGGUGAGCUACCUGGUCAACCUGGACCCUACACAGGUGCAGAAUGGAGUACCAUUCAGCCUCACAGCCACACUGAGAGCAGCAGGUACUGCCAUUCCUCUAGGAACGAGAACAUUUGUCUUGGGCCUUCCAGAGCUACAGAUGGAUCAAACAGUACAGAUUGCAGAUGACACCACAAACCCAGACGAGGUACGCAUCAAUGUGACAGUUAGCCACACUGCCCAGUCAUCAGCAGAUGCCUUUGAUGUCACCAUUUUCUGCAAUGCCACAGGCCUGACCAUCUUCAACUACAGGAAGAUGAUCCCCAUAUUUGUUUCACCGGAGGUCACAGUGCAAGGGUCAGAGAUCACAGUCACCAGGACUCAUCUUCCAUUGGGGGAGGAACUGCUCCUGUCAUUCCAAGCUGAGAUGGAAUGUAAAGAGCGAGAGUGUGCAGAGAGCAGUCCUAACCUCACCAUCCCUGCUAAUGUCACCUAUCGGAGUGUGGCAGUACAGCAGACAGCCAACAGUACACAGUUCCAGGGAAUAGACUAUGGACCUCUCACAGACAGUGUUUGCCUUGGGUUCAACCUUGUAGAGCUCACCAGUUUGUUCCGUAACUAUGGUUACAUUGGCCUUGCCCUUAUUGUGUUCCUGCUGGUUGGCAUCGUUGUUGGCCUCCUGUGCUGCUUCCUACUGGGCAGGACAAGGGGCAUGCAAGUCCGCCCACUGCGUGGAAGGAGCAAGAAGAAGAAAGGUGGCCUGUUCUCUGGGCUGAAGAACAGACUGAAGGGUCUUGGUUCCUGGUUCGGAGAGCUGAACUUUGCUUCCAUCCUCACCUUCAGAGACAUUAGUAAGAUGUUCAGGUGGCUGGACAAUCUAGAUAUCAAGUCAUCCAUCGACCUUGACAUAAAGCUGCAAGGUCAUCGUCUUCAGCUGAUGAUUAAUUCCAUCAACAUACAACUGCAGAAACUCAGGCACAAAGGUGAGAUCUCCAGACCCAUCCUUGACAGGGUCCAGGACAAGUUCAAUAAGGCAUGGCGAGCCCUCUGCAGACGUCUGGGUGAGGAGUAUCAGAAAGCAUUGAGCAGGCUUCAUAAGAGGCUGGCAGCUAAGAACAAGGACAACGUAGACAGCCUCCAUAAGAAGCAUGAGGAAGAGAGAAAGCAGCUGAUUGACAGGACGACCAACACCCCUGAGAAGGAACGUCGUGAGCUGGUGAAACUGCUGGACCAGCAGCACCAGGUGGAGACAGAGGAGCUCUCAUACAGGCUACAGCUGGAGCAGGCAGAGGAGGAGGAGAAAAUCAGGAAGGAGUUUGAGUUGAAGAAGCGUGUCGGUCUGAAGGAGCUGCAGCACAACCUCCUGAAGGAUCUGGCGGAGCAGGCAGAGCUGUCAGAGGAGGAGGCUGCACGGAUCAUGAGGGAACAUAAGGAGAACCAGGCAACCAUCAACAGGCUGAUGGACGAGGAGAUGUCACGGCAAAGGAUGCUGCUGGAGGAGAAGCUGGCACAGAGGAGAGCCAUGGCAAAGGCUAAGGAGCAUCAGGAAGACCAUAACAAAAAGGUGCUGAACACUCUGGCCACACAGCAGGCAGGCAUUGUGCAGGAGAUGCGAGAAGAUGGGAAGUUGUCAGCUGAGCAGGAGCAAAUGUUCAAAGAGAGGAUUCGCAGAGAGAUGUUGGCGGCCAGGGAAAGGCACGAUAAGUCACGGGAGUCACAAGAAGCAGCACUCCAGAAGCGUCUUGCUGAGCUUAAGAAGAAGCGGCUGGCUGAGAAGGAGGCAGAGCAGCGGCAAGAAGUGGAUGAGUUUGAGAAGAAGCAGCAGGAGAUGCAGAGUGAGGGGGAGGGAGAUGCUGAGGACUACAUUGAUGCACGUCACCAGCUGAUGUCUCGCCAUGUCACAGAGAUGAACAACCUUGAGAUUUCAUUGGACAAGGAUGCCUCGGACCAGCUGGACAGGCUGACCUUUGACCUGACAAAGAUGGCCCAGGAUGAAAUUGUGCUGUUCAAGGACAAGCUUUGUGCUGAACUUGGAAGUGCUGGACUGAAAGAGAAGCAGAAGAAUGAGAUUCUUGCCCAACAUCAGCGAGAACUGGAGCAGCUUAAUGAAGUCCACGAGGAGCAGAAGAGGAAGCAGACACGGGAGCUGGAGCGUCGUCUGGAGGAGAAGAGAGCGGAGCUGGCCAAGAGGGCAGAGCUGGAGAGGCAGGAGCAGGAGAAGAUACGGGCCAGGGAGGAGAAAAUUGUCGGACACUUGAUCAAUGCACAGACAGCCAUCUCUGAGGAGGACAAGGAGAAGAUUCUGAGGGAACAUGAGAAAAAUGUGGCAACACUUGAGAACAACCUGACCUUGAACAAGCUCCACCAGCGUCGCAUGUUGGAGGAGAAGCUUGCCCAGAGGAGAGCCAAAGCCAUGGAGAAACUGCAGAAGAAACAAAUCAAGCAGGAAAAGAAGCGCCAGCGUUACCGUGGCAGUGACUCGGAGGGAGAGCUGGACGAUGUGAGCCUGCUGAAGCAGCAGCUGCAGGAGAGGAUCAGCCUGCUGUCGGAGGAGAGUCAGGCCAGGAUGGAUGACGACAUAGAAACUAUCCGUGUGGAGAUGCUACAGGAGCGAGCGCAGGCCCUGAAGGACCAGGAGGAGCGGCUGGGGGGGCUCCUGUCAUCACUGCAGAUGGAGAGGGCUCGAGAGCUUGCCACCAUAGAGGAGCAGAGAGAAGCGCUGAACAAGCUGACCACCAACCUCGUUGACGAGCUGAGUGACAAGGGGGUGCUGACUGACCCUGAGUGUAAAAAAGUCAUUGAGCAGCACAAAAAGGAUGUGGACAAACUUGAGAAGAAGCUGCACCACCAGCGCCAGCGGCAGGAGGAGGAGCUGAAGAAGAAGCUGACAGAGAAGAUGAUGCAGCGGGAGAAGUCCAUGCUCCAGCUGCAUGAGGAGAGGCUGAGGGAGAUCCACAGUCAGGAGGCCAGCAAGACUGCUGCAAGAUUCAAGAUGGCUGCCAUGAAGAACAAGUACAUGAUGGAGAGCGAAAAGCAACGUGGAAGAAAAUCUUACGCUAACAAAGGCUUCCAAGACUCUGAUCAAGAUGAUGAUGAUGAUGAUGACUGUGAGACAUCUUUCUUUGGGUCCAGGAUGACCAUGGUUAAACACUACCAUCAUUCUGAGUUAGCAGAGGCUAGGCAGAAGAUGGAGCGAGGCGUAGAGCAGAACCUUGAGGACUACAGACGACAGUGGGAUAUGAAGAGGAAACAGGCACUGCAAGAACAGGAGCUGAAGUUUAUCUCCGGGCUGGUGAAGACAGGCAGGUUUGAGCGGGAGGAGCUGUUCUCUGUCCUGACUCUCCUCUUCCCCCACAACACUGACAUCAGUCAGAUCCUGGAGAAAAUCUACACAGAGGAGUCCCACUCAAGUGAUGAGUCGGAUGGUGGGCGCAGGAAAAAGUCUCGAGGAAUCUCUAGAAGGGAGAGCACGUUAGCCUUGAGGAUCAGGGAGGCCACACUAGGACCUUACACUCCACCUCCUUCCACCAAGAAGAAGAAGAGGAAAGAAGGUGCCUUAAAGAGAUUAAAAAAGAAGAAACACCUUCCGCCCCUGAGGAAUGCUCCAGAAACCCGCCCUGAGCCGUUGGGAGGGGUGGAUUCCCCUCACCUUCAGGAAUAGGGAUGAUCUUCAAGGUCAUGGCUCAAAGAGAUUGAAGAAACCAAAGGAGCCUCGACCAGAUCCUUUGGGAGGGUCUGAAUCACCUGACCUGGCACACUGAUGGGCACGGCUGUCAGGGAACCUGUCCGUCUUGGACCUUCUCGGAAACCUAGACCCAAUGACUUUUGUUAACAAUCAAGGGCAGCUGUUAAAAUGUCUUGAAUAAUUAAGGGAUACGUUUUGUGAAAACAUCAGUCUAUUAUUCGUAACAUAGAAUUGAAUCAAAGUAAUUUUUAAAUUAUAUUUCAUAUGUAUUUUUGAGAGAAAAACAGAGACCUGCAUGUAUUUUAAAGCCAGUCUUUUAUAUGUAUAUAUUGCAGUUUCUAACCUUUGACCACUUGCACGUACUAAUUAUUUUAGCUAUGUUUGCUAUUAUUAAGUGCAAUAACCAAAACUCCUGCAGACUCUAGAUGGAUUCAUCCUUUUGUAAACACUUGGAGAUACAUUAUAAUUUUGUCUGGGUGAAUUCAAUAAGACUACAUAUACAUGAAACUUGUACAUAAAGCAAAUCGUGACAAUACUGCUCUCUGAUCAUGGCUAUGUUCCAACUUGACUAUUUGAAGAGGCAGCUUUUAUCAAUCGAUUGACCUUGUGAAAGUCAAGGAUAAAUUGUGCUUGUGUAGUGUAAAUUCUUUGAUGGAUAUUUUCAAAAUGCUAUUGCAAUUAUGUAACUUUUGUAUUUUCUGUAGCUUUUUUUAAAAACAAGCAGCAUGUACAGAACAUGACAGAGCUUUCCAGAAAAAAAAUAAAACUGAUGCAAGAGAAACUCUAUCCUUAAGGAACUUUUUGAAACUACAUGUAUGUAUAUGCUAAAUGAGCAUAUUGUCUUUUUAUGUUUUGGGAUGUCUACAGUAAGAGCAAAGACAUCAAUAGAACCAAUGCUCAGCUACACAUCUCUUGACACAGACACACACACACACACCCAAAACAUCGCCAUUUUCAUGUAGAUAAUCCAUAGCAAGAUGACUUUUUUACAUUGCCCCUCAAAUUGGUUUUGUAACUUUUGUCAGGCCAUGUCAGACACAUUGUACAUGUAUUCAGCCAUUGCCUGAGAUUACUUAAUCUAAUUAAAAGAGUACUUGGGGAGUUUAGC